AUGAGUUCACUAGCCUUCUUAGUGACUGAAUUGCAGGCAGCAGAGAAGUCGCUAGCGAUACUUAGGUCGUCUCCAGAGCAAGCGACAGCAUCUUUGGCCUCUGACAGUCCGCAGUCAGAUGAUCUUCUUCGUCCAGUAUUCAUGGGAUGUGCAACGAAGAACGCGAAAGUCGUCGCCAUCUCAUUGGGGUCGCUGCAGCGGUUAAUAGCCCUCAAGGCUGUACCGCAGUCGGCUGUUGCACUCAUCGUAAGCACGAUGAACGAUGCCAUGAGUCAAGGCGUAGACAUUCAACUACGGAUCCUACAAACGUUGGUUUCCUUGAUCACGAAUUUUCCUUCGGUACACGGAGAACUGCUUGGAGAGGCAUUGCUUCUCUGCUUUAAAUUGCAGGAUUCUCGGAUCGCAGUAGUAUCUUCAACAGCAGCAGCCACCCUUCGUCAAUUGGUGAUGUUUAUAUUUGAAAAAAUGGUCAAUGAGGAUCGUAUAGAAAGAGAUGAUGAUCCAGUGUUAUCUGAUGCUACGCUUCCGGACGGUAGCACCCAAGCGUUGGGACCUUGUGCCAAAGAUGCGUUCUCGGUCUUCGAAGAUCUCUGUCUCCUCGCAAAUUCAGAGAAACCCAAUUUCUUGAAGCUCGACUACCUACAUAAGACCUUCGCAUUGGAGUUGAUCGAGAGUGUACUCACGAACUAUCAUGAAUUGUUCAGGAAGGCAACUCAUUCUAACGUACGGCAGCACUCGGAGCUUUUGAUGUUGCUGCAACAUCACCUUUGUCCACUCAUUCUCAAAUCUCUCUCUGACAGACACGUCUUUCCGUUGACCCUCAGAUGCACACGAGUUGUAUUCUUGAUCCUGAAGCAGUUCUCAUUCGAGCUAGAGACAGAAGCUGAAGUAUUCCUCAUGCUUCUCAUCAGAAUGAUCUCAGAAGAAUCUGACUCUUCGAAUCCGGACCAUUCUGGCUCACGUCCAGUGUGGACAAGGGUCCUUGCGAUGGAGAUAAUGAGAGGGGUAUGUAGCGAUGCUGAGCUUGUCCGAAACAUAUGGGAUCGCUAUGAUGCGCAGCAGCCGGGCUCAAAGGUCUUCGGCUCUCUUAUAGUGGCAUUAAAGCGCCUUGUUACUGAGAAACCUGCUCUACUGGGAGUGAGCACGCAGAUGAUGGGGGUCGGAAUUUCUCAUGCGGGUGAUAGCGCUACACCAUCGGGUUCCAAUUACGGUCUGGAUGUCGCUGGAAUGGUUGCCACGGCUGCAAGUGCUACCGUGUCGGGAGUCGUUGGGAUAAUUGGGUCUGGCGUUGGUCUGAGCGUGCAGAACUCAGCCAUGAAGCUCCAAUGCAUCGAUCAAUUAGACAAAGCGGACUCACCACCAAUCCCCGAAGCAUACAUUUAUCUUCUUGCUGUGCAGUGCAUUGUCUCCCUAUGCGAAGGCUUCGCGUCGUUCACUGGCCCACUAUAUACGUCCAUCAUGGUUCAACGUCCUCGAGCGGCUGGCGAGCCUCUCAUUCGUGCACCUGCCGCUCUUGACCUCUCCACACUCGUGCAGGACGAUGCUGCAACUCAGCACCUUAUCAUCGUGCGUUCUAUGGUUGAGAACGGCUGGCCUGCGCUUCUCGCAGCCCUCUCCUUCAUAAUCUCGACGAACUUGUCAGAUGAGCUCUUCAUAGACGUUCUCAGCAGCUAUCAAGCUUUGACGAACGUCGCAGGGAUGCUCGCCCUCAGCACUCCUCGUGAUGCAUUGUUCAACUCGCUUUCGAAAUUUGCGAUACCUUCCCGAGUAGUGUCCGGCUUGGAGUCCUACGUUGAACCUCCAACGCCUCGAACCUCAACUUCUUUCACAGAAAAUCUGGGAUUGACAGCACCUAUCCAAGCACCAGGACUUUCCGAUCGAAAUCUAGCAUGCCUCAAAGUGUUGGUAUCUAGUGCCCUUUUCCUCGCUGGCAGUCUGGGAGAGAGCUGGUAUGGCAUUUUGGAGGCUUUACAGAACGCGGACUACGUCUUGAAUAUCAAAGCAUCGCAAGCGUCUACCAACCGGAGGAUGAACACACCCAUGACACCCAGUCGAUCCGUGUCAGCGGCGAGCUCUGCUGAGCAGGGGAAGGUAGCUCGUCACCCCCUCCUCAUGGACAUCGAUUCAGAGAGCGUGCUUGCUGCCGUGCAGCGCCUCUUUGAUGCGUCCAAAAACCUGGAGGAUUCAGCUUUUCGGGACUUCGUCACCGCACUCUGUAAACUUAGCUCAGAGAUGGUCGGGAUGCAAUCUGAUGGGAACAUGCUAAUGGAGUCGGAUGAUACCUUGAGUCCUGUACCGAUUUCUCCUCACAGAAGGCGCGUCAGUGGUAUUCAUCUGCCACGCACGUUGCGCCAGGGUGAUUUCGGUGUGGAGAGACUGGGUUCAGUGGCGAUGCUGAACAUCCAUCGAUUCAUCUAUCGCGCACCCGAGGUCGCAUGGAACACGACUACAAAUCAUCUUCUGUGGAUCAUGGGACUUUCGUCAGCGCCACAGUCAAUUCGAGUACAGGCAGCACGCGUCCUCGACGAAAUUCUUAUUGUGGUCCCACGUAAUUUAUCAUCCACUGGAGAUCUGCAGCCCAAAGUUCAACGCCGCGUUCUCGACGUUCUAUUUAAACAGAUAGUACCCGCAUCAUCCGACGUCUCAGCGACAAGCACGAACAUCGAGCUCCGACGAAUGGGGUUGGAGACCUUGCACCAAAUCCUACAGGCGUCUGGACACACUUUCGUCGUCGGCUGGGGCAGCAUUUUUGAGAUGCUGGGGAGCAUCUGUAAACCCGCGGCUCUCUCCAGAUCUCAGUCCGUUGACUCAAUCAGCACAUUAUCGCUUCAAGAGACGCCCCGUCAGAAGCCACUGCCUCUGAUAUACGUCAGCGACCGCGGCUACACCGCGCUAGUGAAGAUCGCGUUCCAGUCCCUCAAAUUAGUCUGCGACUCUGUGUCUGUGCUGUCCCCUGAAGACUUGCGGCUUUGCAUUAAAACCCUCGGACAAUUCGGCCGACAAGCCGACACGAACAUUGCGCUUACUGCUGCAGAAAGCCUGCUCUGGAGUGUGUCAGAUUCAAUCCAGGCCAAGCGGAAGGACGCAGAGAUGGAACCGGAAUACAGCGCAUUGUGGAUGUGCCUGCUACUGGAAGUUCUAGGUCUUUGUACUGACGCUAGGCACGAAGUUCGUGUUGGUGCCAUUCAGACCAUUUUUCGUGCAAUGCAGCUUUACGGUGCUACGCUUACUCUGGAUACUUGGAACGACUGCAUAUGGAAGAUCACAUUCCCGCUACUCGACGCAAUCUCUAUCGAAACCCGGCGCAGCCCCAUUGAUCCCGGAGCCCUGAUGAACUCUGGCCUGGCUUCGCAGUCUCCUGAGCAUGCAUGGGAUGAAUCGAAGAGUCUCGCACUACAGUCGAUUGGGACCAUUAUUAGCGAGUUCCUAGUCAUCAAGAUCAUGCGUCUGGACUCUUUCUCGAAAGCAUGGUCCGUGUUUGUUACCCACGUUCACGACACUGUAUCCUUGGACCGCCGAACCUUGAGUCCCCCUGCUCUGCUUUGUUUGGGGAAGGUGGUGAGGGCGCUUUCUGGAGCAGACGCCUCUCUACAAGUCAAAGUAUCGGAAGCUUGGGAAUGCGUAUGGAAGGCAUGCAGCGAUAUGGGGAGCAUGGUUCUCCAGGGCGGGAGAUCUCAGUUCUCUCCGAGCACGAAUACGAUGCAGCUCUACCGUGCAUUUUCUCAGGAGAGUUUGGUCGCUCUUGUCGAUGUCAUACGGAACACACGUUCCAUUAGUUUAACACAGGCGAAGGAGGAGUGGCCGCUUCAGCGCCUCAAUCGUCUGAUGGAAAUUCUCAAGGGUGUUCUUACAUAUCCUAACUCGACGGACUACCGCCCUGAUGUUGAUGGUUUGACACCCGUUCAGGUAGUGGUCUUGGAUGCAAUCGCGGAUAUCGACUUAGCAGCAUCUGGUGUCCCAUCUCUUAUCAUACGGGAUCUCUCGGAAUUCAGUACCCUUCCUUUUCUCGCUGCUUUCCAUGUGCCCAUCUUGUCUCCUGCCUCCCCGGCAACGCCCGUCGCGGCCUCUUCUCAAAAACAAGUCACGUACAUUGCGUUGUCCAAGAAGGUCAUGCCGCUUAUCGUUGAGUUGUACACGCGCUUCAAGGAUGAGCUCGAGAUCUAUGAAGAUGGGACAUUGGAAGCUGUCUUCUCGGCCUAUUCGAUACCAAUAAAACUAAAGUAUGAGUGUCCUGCUCCAUCAAAGUUCGGCAAAGAUCCUCCUCUGUGGAAGACCGCGACAACAAGCUUUCUCCGUAUUGUCACUGACUCGGUCAGAAGGAUGGCAGCAUUCGGCGAUGGUAUUUCUGAUGCACGAGUCGAGGGUAUAUGGCGACAAAUCAUUGAAGUCUUCCGAGGUGGCAUUUUGGCUGACUGCACUGCGACAGAGGGUUUUUCACUCGAAGAUCAGGAGGCAGAAGAAAGCUUCGAUCUCUCUCUCAUCAGCUCAUUGGAGAUUGAUCUCGUGCCACAUCUGGGAGACACGAGAGUUCCUGAUCACCUCAUCGCACAGUUAGCAAAGAUUUUGCACAAGGGCAGCCAGCUGUACAAGUCAAGCAUGGAUCCCUCACGCCCUGAUUCGCCCUCGGCAGAUACCGCGAAUGUGUCAGACGACUCUCGGGACUCCCAUGACUUCGAGAAGGUGGACCUUGACAUCGGAACAACUGCACCUGGGAUCCUGGUUCCGAGGGAGCGAUUUUCGUUUUGGUGUUUUGACCUUUUAUUCUUGAUUUGCUCUAAUGUUACAAGCGAUCAAGAGUCCGCAAGGAAGCGGGUUGCUGCACUUUGUCUCCCGACCUUGCUUGAUCGAUGCAAAACUACAAUGGUGAGCUAUGUUGCUGACGAGGCUCUCCGAGGUAAUAUGCCUUUCCCGAGGGCUCGUGAAGAUGAACUGUUGUAUGUGCUUCGCAAGGUCCUGGAUUUACAACUCUGGUCGGGAACUCUGUGGGCCGCACUGUCAGAGUCGCCAUCGAAGUUUAGUGAUUCUCAACCCGCUGUUGACGUCACUCUUUCACCGUCUGCACUCAUUGCUGAUGUGGUUAGACGGUCGCCAGUCGCUCACCUCUUCUAUUUUUAUUCGGUGUUGUGUGAAAUCGCUUCAAUCCCUCGGAAGACACCGUCUGCAUGGGUUAUCACGAGUUCCUCGCCACCUGAGGCCACCCAGGAGAGGAGAGGUAAUGUUGUGCAGCCUCAUAUCGGUGCUCUGGAGGAGGGCGGCGAUGCAAUGGAGGUAGAUGCAAGAACACUUGCGAGGAAAGCGUUAAAGGUUCUCGGGAAGGAGAUGGGGGCGAUUUAG
Molecule: messenger RNA, 5334 nt
Organism: Suillus clintonianus
Lineage: Eukaryota; Fungi; Basidiomycota; Agaricomycetes; Boletales; Suillaceae
Exons: 16
Coding region: 1-5334 (1777 amino acids)
Source: RefSeq, a predicted model, not a curated record